AAUUCAUCUCCAGCUUUUAGCCGUACCCGACGUGUUUCAAGAACUGUUAUUAAAUUGUCUGUCAUUUUUGUCUGAAUAUUUCUGCCUACAUAAAACUCUUAAAAAUUGUUGUGAAGUGACAAGUGAUUUUAAACAUAUGCUGUUAGAAAGAAAAACAACAAAGACAAAGUUAUCUUGUCAAAGCUUAAAAAAAGACAAAAUUAAACUCUGAAAGAAUUUAAUUCGAGUUCCAAGUUGACGAUUUCAGCUUUUGAUUGUAAAAGACAAUUCAUUUGGAAGAAUAUUGAAAUGUGAAAAAUUUAAAAAAAAUAUUGAGUAACAAUGGAACUACCCAAAGGAGCUCGAAUAACUCAUAGUGGUCUUCUCCAACAUAAUUCUGAUGGCACGACCGAUAUUCAAAAAAUUACACAAGCUGGUCUUGUUGCAAGAUCACCAGAAGGUACUGCUGCCAAAGGAAUGAAUAUACGCGGGAAUGAAGACUUGUGGGUAGAAAUUCAAGCAAAUACAUUUCGAAACUGGGUGAACGAACAUUUGCGUGAUGUAGAUUUACAAGUUUCUGAUUUAUCAAUUGAUUUUUGUGAUGGUACCCAUUUGUGUGCAUUAGUUGAAUCAUUGCAAAAAAAACGAUUAAGACCAUCGUGGAACAAACAUCCUGCAAAUCAACACCAUUUUCUUGAAAAUGCAACAAAAGCAUUAAAAGCGAUUGAAGACGAUGGCAUUAAGCUUGUUAAUAUUGGAAAUGUUGACAUAAUAAAUGGAAACCUUAAACUUAUCCUUGGUUUAAUAUGGUCACUCAUUGUACGUUAUCAAAUAGGAAGGAGCAAAUUCCCUCCAAGAAAGCUCAUGUUAGCAUGGCUUCAAGCUGCUUUCCCUGAAUGCAAAGUAUCCAAUCUUACCACUGAUUGGAACAGCGGAGUUUUACUGUCUGCACUUUUGGAUUAUUGCGAGCCAGGUCUAUUUCCUCAUUGGAAAUCACUUGAUCCAAACCAAUCUGUGCGUAAUUGUGAGACCGCAAUGAACAUCGCCCAUAGGAAUUUUAGAGUACCGAAAAUCUUAGAGCCUGAAUAUCUUGCAUCGCCAUGGCUUGAUGAAUUAUCAGGAAUGACAUAUCUUUCCUACUUUAUGAAACCUGAUGGGCCAGGUUACAAUACUUCUAUGAGAUGGGUUAACAGCCAAAUUAAAGUACCAGUAAAUAAUUUUACGUCUGAUUGGAAUAAUGGAAAAGUUUUCUGUGAAAUUAUCAAAGGUCUAGGUGGUGCAGUACCAAAUCAAGGAAAAAUUAGUAGCGACCCUGCAAUGUGGGAAAGCAAUAUGAAGCGAGCAAUGGAAUCGGGGAAACGAUUUGGUAUUAAUCCGGUGCUUUCUCCCAAAGACAUGACUCAACCUGAUGUAGAGCAUUUGGCAAUCAUGGCAUAUGCAACACAUUUACAGUGGGUUACUCCUCGCCCACCUCUUGCUGAUAUGAUUGCUGUACAUUUGCAAAGUACAAGUGGACGUGUUGCAGAACUUACCCACUUUCGUGUAGAAACACUUUCAAGAGACAUUGAUCCAUCUAAUAUGAAAGUUUAUGUCGUUGCACCACAUGAUAAGGGCGUUGCAACACUUGUUAAAUUAAAUCAUCGAGGCGAAGGAACUUUCGUUCCCGAUAUUUAUGGAAUGCAUGAAAUUUUAGUUGAAAUUGGAAGUGACCGUCUUGGAGGUCAUUUCUUCCGUGUUCUUCCUAGACUUGUUCAAGUGACUCCGCCAGGAAUGGCUCCUUGUGCAUUAGGAAGUCUCGUAGAGGUUUUGGUUAAUGCUACAGGAGCUCCACGAACAGAAGAUAUUCUCGUAACAGCAUAUGCUCCUUCAGGACAUGAAGCAGGUAUUUGGGAAAUUGCGAUAACUUAUCAAGGAAAGCACAUUCAAGGUGGACCUUACACAUGUGCUGUUUUUGAUCCUAGUGGUGUUUCUGUCCAUGGAAUCGAUGGUGCAAUGCCAUUUAAAGCACACGUUUUUGAAAUUGAUGCUCGUGGUGUUGGUGUAAAUGGUGAACUUCAUGUUGACAUAGUCAAUGAGAAGAAGUCAGUAGUGUGUGCGGUUGAAAAGCUAGUUGAAAAUAAAUAUCGAGUGACAUUCAUGCCAAGACAAAAUGGAAAACACCGUGUUUACGUUUAUUUCAAUGGACAUGAUGUUAAAGGAUCGCCAUUCAUUAUGAGAGUUGGUACUAAAGGUCGAUCAGGAAAAACAAGAAGCAGUUCAUCUCAUGAUAGUACAAGAAAUCGUUCUGAAAGUCCUUCAUUGCAUUUUAAUUCUUCAUAUUUGAAAACAGCUGAUUCGCCAAUCAAAAGGGAAUUAUACUCACCGCAGAAUAUUUAUAAGUCGUAUUCACCACAAUUAUCACCGGCAUUUGAUGACCGUCAUGAUAUAAAAACAAGUCGCGAAUUAUAUUCUUCACCAAGACUUGUGUCUCCAACUAGGUUUGGAUCACCUGGAAGAGAUCUAUACAGCCCAAAAUUGGUAGACGAGCAACAACAUGGACAAUCAACACACUUUAAAAAUAGUGUCAGAAACGAUAUUAAAAAAAGUCAGAGUCCAGAAGUUGAAAAUAUAUAUUCAAGAAAAAGUGUUUCAAAAACUAAUUUUUUAUCAGAUGAAAAUAUCAAUACUUCUUCCUACAUUUCUAAAUUCAAAACUGAGAAAUCUUAUGGACAAUAUGAUUCUCCUAUAUUAAUGUCAAGUCCAAUAAAUAUGCGUUCAAGUCCAAUUAUUCAUAGUCCUUUGACAGUAAACGCAAGUGAAGAAAUACGACGAAGUCCGAGAAUAUCGACUUCAUAUCUUUCACCUUAUGAUAAUUCAAGUAUGAAAUAUAUAUCAGGCACUCAAAAUCUCUUGAAUUCGUCAAUAAAUUCAAAUUCUGAAGUUUAUAAAGUUUCGCAACAUUCAUAUAAGUCGAUGAUCAAUAACUCUGUGAACUCGAAAACCGAUGCUUCUGGGAAUAUUGAUUAUUUUCCAAUAACUUCGCCAGUAAACACGCAGACUGCAUCACGUCGUGAUAGUUGGGAUGUAUUGAACAAAACAAAGCAUAUGUUUUCAGAAAACUCUCUGGAAUCGUUGAACAAUAUAGCAGACAAGCAACUGGAUAGUUAUUUAACUUAUGACCGAUCAACAAUUGAGGAUGAAACCAAUAGCAAUACACAGCAUAAUAAAUUUUUACAAUCAAGCUUAUCCUAUAAAGAUAAACGUUCAAAUUUUGUAUCAAUUGCUGAUGGUAUAAAUGGUGCAAAGGCAAUCAGAGUGAGCAAUAAACCAGACGGUUUUUUGGGGCAACCUUUUGAGUUUGAAAUAGAUGGAUCGAAAGCUGGCAGUGGAAAUUUAGAAAUACUUGUAAAUGGGGGUCGUGUGACAUCAUCUGUUCGAAGUUUAGGAGGACAAACAUUUGUUGCUAGUUUUACUCCACAUGAAACUGGAAUUCACACUGUGCAGAUCACAUUCAAUGGUGAAACAGUGCCUGGAUCUCCUUGGCUUAUUGACAUCAUGCCUUCGUCUCCUGGAUUAACUGCACUUGGCGAGUCAACACGCCUUGUGCCUGCAAAUCAGCCAGCGGUUUUUGAGAUUCUGCCGCCUCUUGGAACGUCUUUAACAAGAUCUGACUUUGCAGCGACGGUACUUUCACCUAGUAAAAGUAAAGUCGUUGCAAAUGUCACCAACGAGGUGGCAAAUGGCGCAUUUCGCAUCGAAUUUAUACCUAAAGAGGUGGGAACACACAUAAUUGAAGCAUCCAUCUCGGGAACAAAACUUGUUGGAGGUCCAUUGAUAGCAAAAGUCUAUGAUUCAAGCUUAAUUCAAGUCAACGAUGUAAAUGGUGGUGUUGUGGGACAGGCUUGUCAGUUUCGCGUUGAUGCAUCUGCAGCAGGUGAAGGACAAUUAGAAAUUUCUAUUAACGAGGGUGAAGUGCCCAAUCAUGUUCAAGUGGUUGGAGGAGGGAAAUGUUUAGUUUCUUUUACUCCCGAACAACCCAAACCACAUAUAAUCGAUAUCAAAUUUAAUGGUGAAACUGUCCAUGGAUGUCCUUUUCUUUGCUCUAUUGCUGAUACAAGUCGAGUGUCAUUAAAUCUUUCUAAUCUUGAACUCAUUCCCUUAAACAUUCCUGCUUCCUUUCUUAUCACGGUUUCUGGAGGAGGAGCUGCAGAGCUUGCAGUAAGCGUUAGAAGUCCACUUGGUGAAUUGCCUGUGCGAGUAACAGGUAAUAUUCAUUCAGGAUUUACUGCCGAAUUUACUCCUAUUCAUGUUGGGGCUCACACAAUCAAUGUUGACUACAAUGGUUAUCCUGUCAAUGGUACUCCGUUCACAGCUAAAUCUUAUGAUGCUAAAAGAGUGUCAGUAGGUUCUGUAACGAAAGGAUCAGUGGGACGCCCUCUUCAAUUUACUGUUGAUGCAGGAGAAGCUGGAGAAGGAAAUUUAGAAAUUACCAUAUCUGCUAAAGGUCACAAUAUACCAACACAAGUUCAUCCUCAAGGAAAUGCCAAGUUUGCUGUCUCAUUUGUGCCAGCAGAAGCUUGUGAACAUGUAAUUAAUGUAUCUUUCAAUAAAAUGCCCGUUCCUGGUUGUCCAAUUCACGUCAAAAUAAGUGGCGAUUUAUCCGGGCCUCAAGUAUCACUGAAUGGUCCAGGACCUGUUCAUGUACCAAACUCGCUUAUCAUAAGUCAGGCUGGAGGUCGUUUGGAUGACAUAGAGGUUAAUGUUGAAGGACCGACAGGGCAUUCAAUUCCUGCACAAGUUCUUCAAACAUCUGAUGGAAAUUUUAAGGCUGAGUUUGUUCCAAGAAUAGUGGGUGAACAUAAAAUUAGCGUUAUGAUUCAAGGUCAACCAAUUGCUGGAAGUCCAUACUCAGCAAAGGUCUAUGACGUCAGUGCUAUAAAAGUAAAAAAUGUUACUAAUGGUACAGUAGGAAAUCCAGUAACAUUUUUAGUAGAGACUGCUCAAGCUGGGCCAGGAAACUUAGAAGUUACUGUUAAUGAUGGCCGUGUUCCAACAUCAGCACAAGCUCAAGGCCAGCAUACAUACGCAAUCUCAUUCACACCAAGAGAUGCAUUGAGUCAUACAGUUGAAUUGAGGUUUAAUGGACAAGAUGUUCCUGGAAGUCCAUUUAUUUGUAACAUUGCGUCACCAGCUCGAAUAAUUGGAAUCGAAACACUUGACAAAGUGAGUGUAGAUCAAGAAUUUGAUUUCUUCGUACAAUCAUCCACACAGCCAAUUGCUGAAAUUCUUGGCCCUGCAAGAAGAAUUGUACCAGUUACAGUUGAAGAAGUUCUCUUACAAAACGGAUUUAAGAUCAAAUUCAAACCGAUCGAUGUAGGCGAUCAUUCUAUAGAAGUUCGAUUACCACCAAAUGGUAGCCACGUUGAAGGCAGUCCAUUUUUACUUAAAGCUUAUUCUGCUCAGAAAGUCGUUGUGUCUGAUAUCAAAUCUGGAAUCGUUGGGAAAAGCGUAAACUUUAGUAUCAAUGCAAGUCAAGCAGGAGCUGGAAAUCUAGAAAUUAUUGUUGCUGUAAAUGGAAAAAAUGUUCCAAAUUUCGUUACAUCCGAAGGAAAUGCCCGUUUUAAAGUGAAUUUUAAACCGACUGAUGGUGCCAAACAUUCUUUGUCUGUUAGAUUUAAUGGGCAUCCUGUUCCUGGAUCACCUUUCAGUUGUAAUAUUCUACCACAACCAGUUUCAUCUUUGAAAGUAAUGGCUAGUGGAGAAGCUUUACGGCAAGCACCAGUGAACAUUGACAAUGUAUUUGAACUUGAAGGAUUUGAUUUCAUUGAACCACAAGUCUAUAUUACCAGUCCUACAGGUGAUAACGUUCCUUCUAAACUUACUCUUCGUAAUAACGUAUGGUUUGCUACUUUUCGACCGAAAAUUGUUGGAAGGCAUUUGAUAAGUGUUUCAAUUGGAGAACAACAUAUUGCGGGUUCACCUUUCAAUUGUAAUAUAUUUGAUGUCUCCCGAGUUUCAAUUAGUGGACUAAAUCACUCUUCACCCAGCCCUAUUGGUAUACCAAUAACAUUCAAUGUCGACGCUGCGGGUGCUGGUGAAGGAACGUUGGAAUUAGUAGUAUCAACGGCUAAUAACACCGUAAAAGCUGAAGUUACAGCAUGUGCAAGAGGGCUCUAUGAUGUGACAUUUAUACCACAAAAUGCCGAACCUCAUUUUGUUAAUAUUACAUUUAACGACAUUCCAAUCCAUGGCAACCCAUUCAAGUGUGAUGUUCAACAAAAUAUUCAAAAUAUUCAAGUCGGAAGUCCAAUGAUCAUUGACUUAAUUGAUAAUGAUUAUAUUCUUGAAGUGUUAGGUCCUAACCGAAAAAUUAUUCCUUAUACGACUGUUGGAAAACGCAAAGCUGAAUUCAAAACACUUGAGAUUGGAACCUACACUAUAAAAUUUAGUGACCGUGAGACUAAAACCAUUGUAAGCACAAGAAACGUCAAUGUUUUUAAUGCAACAAUGGUAAAAGUUGUAGAAGUUGGUCAAGCAAUAUGUAAUCGGCCUGCGACUAUAGUUGUAUCGUUAUCAGAAUCAGGUACAGGAACAUUAUCAGCUAUAGUAAAAUGUGGCUCACUUGAAGUCCCCUACUCAAUUCGCCAGUCGAAAAACUCACUUUGGGAAAUUGUUUAUCAUCCAACAAGAAUCGCGCCACAUAAAGUUGCAAUAAUGUUUAAUGGAACACCAAUCGCAAUGAAACCUAUAGAAAUUGUUAUUUUGCCACCAUCAACUGGAAAAGAUAUUUGUGUUCAUGGUCUUGGUCUUUAUCAAGCUCGAGUGGGAAAAACAACAUCUUUUGCAAUUGACACAAAUGGAAGGUCAGCAAGUGAAUUUGAUGUAGUAGUCGAACAACUUUCAAACAAUAAUUCAGGAACGGGAGGCCAAGCACUUCCUGUUCGAUGCUAUCAAACGAAAAGUGGACAUUUACAAGCUGAGUUCACAGUACAGAAAAGUGGAAGAUGUAAGAUCGAUGUUCUUCAUCAGUCAAAGCCUUUAACAGGCAGUCCAUUUAUUUGUGAAUGCUAUGAUCCUACAAAAGUCCGAUUAAUGAAUAUAACGAAAAGUAAUCUUGUUAUAAAUCAAGCAAUUAGUUUUUCUUUAAACACGAAGGAAGCAGGAAAUGCUGAUGUUGACAUCUCAGUGUUAUCACCUAAUGGUCAAAAUAUACCAGUAACCAUUAUGCAUAAAGAAGAGGAAGAGUUCAUAGAAUUUAUGCCAUUACUCUCAGGUCAUUACAAAUGUUUCAUACUUUAUGGUGGUGAACAAGUGAAAACUCCAAUUACAUUUGCUGUAUCUUCUCUAAGCAUAAAAUCAGAAAUUCGUGCCAUUGGAACUGGUCUUGAAGUUGCACAACGCGGAAAGGAAUCUUCUUUCAAAAUAUUCUCUCCAUCGAGUCCCAUUGUGCAAAUUGAGAAUAUAAUGGAACAAGGCAAACAAAUUGAGUCUCGAAUAAAAUCACUCAGUAAUAAUGAAUGGCAAAUCUUUUAUACAGUUAUGAGUGUAGGAAGUUAUGAGAUUAGAGCAAGCUGUCCAAAUCGUGGCCCAUUGCCCGGAUCACCCUGGAUCAUAUCAUGCGUUGAUAGCACAAAAGUUACUCCAUCAAAUGGAUGGAGUUCAUAUUUAGAUGACGAAGGUCGUCUCAUUCUUCCAGCAAAUGUUAAAUUAAACACAACAGAUGCUGGGCCUGGCGAAUUAUUGUGCGUCAUUGAUGGAAAUGAAUUAAACAUUGCGAAAGGUAAUGGAGAAAAUCAGGAAACUCAUAUUCCUGCUGAUGGCUUAUCAUUUGGUGAACAUACUUUUGAAUUACUAUGGAGUGGAAUGUCGAUUGGCCAAUGUCCUGUUAAAGCUUAUGUCAUUUCACAGCAAGCAGCUGACAAAGUUAAGCUAUCGGGACAUGGAUUAUCAGUGGCACAAGUUGGAGAAGUUUCACAUUUUGUAAUCGAUGCAUCAAAAGUCGGAUCAUAUGGAGGCUUGCCAGAAGCAACACUAAGCUAUCCUGACAAUUUAUCUAUCCCUGUUAAUAUCCAAGAAAAAAAUUUAGAGAAGGGUAUUUGGUUGGCUUCAUAUUCGCCCCCUAAAGCAUCACAAGCGCCAUUACAUUUGAAUGUCAAAUGGUGUGGGAAAUUAAUUAAAGGAAGUCCUUUCAAUGUUGUGAUAGGAUCAUCCGUUGAUUCUUCUAAAGUUAAAUGUUCUGGUGAAGGUUUGCGUCAUGGAGUUGUAGGACAGCAAAUUAAAUCAUGGAUUGAUACCCGUCGAGCUGGUCCUGGUGAAUUAACUGCACACUGUUCUGGUCCGAGAAAAGUCGCUUAUUGUGAACUUUAUGAUCAUGGAGAUGCAACUUUUACAUUGAACAUAAAACCACAAGAGCCGGGACGUCAUGCUCUUACUAUAAAAUAUGGUGGCCAACACGUUCCUGGAAGUCCUUUUUCUUUGAGGGUUGUUGGAGCACCCGAUGCAAGUAAAGUGCGUGUUUAUGGCCCAGGUAUAGAGCAUGGUGUACUUGCAACAUUCCAAUCAAGGUUCAUCUGCGAUACAAGAGGCGCGGGAGCCGGUCAGUUGACUGUAAGAGUACGAGGACCUAAAGGAGCUUUUAGAGUGGAAAUGCAGAGAGAAUCACAAAAAGAUCGAACAAUUCUAUGCAAAUAUGAUCCAACUGAGCCUGGUGACUAUAGAGUCGAGGUAAAAUGGGCCAAUGAACUUGUCCCAGGGUCACCAUUUCCAGUUAUGAUAUUUGAUACUCAGGAAGAACUUCGACGAUUUUUAUCAGUAACACCAUAGGCUCAAAAAGAACAAGAAGAAAAACAAAACCUUUAUGUUAAAUUUAACACAUGUUACUGUAAUCACAAAAUCAUAUAUGUAAGCCAAUUUCCAAUGACAAUUUACUUAUUUACAUCAAAAAAAUCUAUUAAAAAACAUUUGCAAAAGUUAAUAAAAAAAUCAAUUUUAAAUAACACUAAACUAAAUGUCAAUAUUUCUUUCAUUUCCUCAUAAAAAA
This is a messenger RNA of Clunio marinus, 8998 nucleotides long. NCBI's taxonomy places the organism in Eukaryota, Metazoa, Arthropoda, Insecta, Diptera, Chironomidae. The record is from the annotation of a GenBank genome assembly.